AUGGCGAAUAUGAGAGAACCCCCAGUGGGUCUUUUUCUCUCGUGUUUAGGGAAGGCAGGGAUUGAAUCCUUCCAUCGCCUGCCUUCCCUGCGGCAGACAAAAUUGGCCAGUGAAAAGUUCGAUUACUUUGUUGUCUAUGAUUUUGAAGCCACAUGCAACAAAUCGAAGCAACUGAUUCCACAGGAACUUAUAGAGUUUUCUUGCGUGGUUGUGGAUGGCCACAGCCUGGACAUCCUGCCCAUCUCUUUCCAGGAAUAUGUCCGUCCAAGUGUGCACCCAGUGCUGGACCCCUUCUGUGUGGAGCUUACUGGAAUCAGUCAGGCCCAGGUGGACGAUGCACUGCCACUGCAGGCUGUGUUGCAACGGCAUGAACAGUGGCUGGAAGACAAUGGUGUGCUGGCAGAGGGGAAGGCCUUUACCCCAGUUACAUGGACAGAUUGGGACCUUGAGGUGCAGCUGGAGAUGGAGUGUAGGUGGCGCUGCAUCAAGAAGCCAUCAUACUUUGACAGGUGGAUUAACCUCAAAAAAGUCUUCAUCCGACACUGUAAGAGGAGCUUCAAUUUGAAGAUGAGUGUUGAGUACAUGCGCCUCAAAUGGCAAGGACGCUGCCACUGCGGUUUGGAUGAUGCUACGAACACAGCGCGCCUGGCGGUCAGGCUCAUCCAUGAUGGUGCUGCAAUGGAAAUAACGGGUGCAUUCCAGAGGCGACCCAAGGAAAGGAAACAAGCCCCCAGACAAGUGCAAGCAAAGUUGCUACCUCAAAAGCGGCAAGCCGCAAUCACUCCCUGGCUAAAGAAAGCCAGCAAGCGGCAUGCUUGCAAAGAUGACAGGAGCAGCCCGUGCAGAGACAGCAGUGUGGCUGGUAGGCACCCAUCGUGCGAUUCAAUUGAUUUGUCUGGUAUUUGCCCUCCCAAUGACCGAGAUCGAUUGCCAAAUCCCGACAGCCAGGAUUUGGUUGUCUGUUGUGCUGCACGCGAGGCUCAUGCUGGCACAAUGCCCACAUCCACAGCUUCGUGUCCUAUGACAGAAAUUGCUGCUCAGCGGAUUGAGCAGAUGCCUGCAAUGGUUGAAAAUGCUCGUGGGUUUGAGAGAUCUGAAAUCCUGAAAAAAGACAGUGAAGGAUGCAGAACAGGACCUUUGGCACCUCUGUGGCCGUCCCAAGAGGGAGUAAAGCAUACGGAUGAUAAAGGGCACAUUAACGCUGUUCUGUGUCGAUGUGGGGUGCCAGCAAAGCAACGGCAGGUAAAGAAGCCGGGCAUCAACUUGGGCAGGAGAUUCCUUUCUUGUGGCAAAUGGCGGAUAAGGGGCGGUGAGCACUGCGACUUUUUUUCUUGGGAUGAUGAGUGUAUAAGGCAAGGUAGCCGUGUCCUCCCAGAGGGAUGUGGGAGACAAGUGGGUCAUUGA
This is a messenger RNA of Ostreobium quekettii, 1404 nucleotides long. The record is from the annotation of a GenBank genome assembly. Lineage: Eukaryota; Viridiplantae; Chlorophyta; Ulvophyceae; Bryopsidales; Ostreobiaceae.